Molecule: messenger RNA, 2344 nt
Organism: Linum tenue
Lineage: Eukaryota; Viridiplantae; Streptophyta; Magnoliopsida; Malpighiales; Linaceae
Source: the annotation of a GenBank genome assembly
AGGUGGGAAAAGAAAAAUAAAGAGGAAACUUAUUAGAUAAGAAUAAUGUCGAAAAGGCAGAUUCAUUGACUGGUAGCUCAGAGAGAGAAAACAGGGAGAGUUAGUGAGAGAAAGCAAAGCGAAGAACACGAAACCCUAGAAGGAAAAAGAAGUGGGCAGGCAAGAAGAAAAUUGGGGAAGAAGCCAAAACCCAUCAGCCAGAAAGUUCCUUUGGGAAUUUCCCGAAAUAAUUCUUUUCCCACUAAGUUGCUCUCAUCGGAGAUUUUCCUCCCUUUUCACCCCCUUCUCCCAGCCCCCUGUUCUAUCUUUGCUCCCAACCCAUAAUCCCUUUUCUUUGUUGUUUAUUAUUAGUAAAGCUUCCAUCUUUCCCCCUUUUCCCAGUUUCCCCCAACUUGCCUCUUCAAUCUAUACUUAUCGCCAUGCCGGUCGAUUUGGAUAACUCCUCCACCGCUUCAGGGGAAGUCAGCGGCUCUUCCUCCGGCGGAAACAACCCCUCUCAACCGCAGCAGUCCACCGCCGCCACCCCCAAGAAGAAGCGGAACCUCCCCGGGAUGCCAGAUCCAGAUGCUGAAGUGAUUGCUCUGUCACCGAAGACUCUAAUGGCGACGAACCGAUUCGUGUGCGAAAUCUGCAACAAAGGGUUUCAGAGGGACCAAAACCUGCAGCUCCACCGGCGAGGCCAUAAUCUGCCGUGGAAGCUGAGGCAGAGAUCGGGGAACGAAGUGAAGAAGAGAGUCUACGUUUGCCCCGAAGCGAGCUGCGUCCACCACGAUCCGUCGCGGGCGCUGGGCGAUCUCACCGGGAUUAAGAAACAUUUCUGCAGGAAGCACGGCGAGAAGAAGUGGAAGUGCGAUAAGUGUUCAAAGAAGUACGCCGUUCAGUCCGAUUGGAAGGCUCACUCCAAGAUUUGCGGCACCCGGGAGUACAAAUGCGAUUGCGGGACUCUGUUUUCCAGGAGGGAUAGCUUCAUUACCCACCGAGCAUUUUGCGACGCUUUGGCAGAGGAAAGUGCCAGAGCUCAUCCCCAUAACCCAACUCCACCUCCGCCUUCGAAUCGGAGCCCGGGAGCCGACCCGCAUGUUGAUUCAGCUCCGGCAACGGCGCCGCCUUCUGCUCCAUCAUCUUCGGUGUCUCCGGUUCACAGUCCAGAGUUGCCAAGAACUCAAGAUCCCUCGCCAACGCCAAUCAUGGAACAACCAGUAGCUCCGGCUGCAACCGUGAAUGCAAGCUGCAGCAGCAGCAGCACCAGCUCGAGCAGCAAUGGCAGCACUACUAGCACUGUCUUCGCGAGUCUGUUCGCAUCCUCGACAACUGCAUCAGAAACCCUCCAUCCACCUCCGCCGCAGCAGGAGACUCACUCGUUCUCCGACUUGAUUCGAGCAAUGGCGUCGCACCCUGAUCACAGUCACGCCACAGUCGAGCUCGCUCCACCACCAAUCGAACCUAUCUCACUCUGUCUCUCCACAAGCAAUGGCUCGUCGAUAUUCGGGCAGGAGAGGAGACACUAUGCUCCACCACCACCACCGCCGCAACCACCUUCCAUGUCAGCCACCGCAUUGCUUCAGAAAGCCGCCCAAAUGGGAUCUUCUGCUACCAAUGCAUCGUUGCUCCGCGGAUUAGGGAUAGUCUCGUCCUCUUCGUUGUCGUCUUCUUCAGCACAGCUUGAUGGUUGGGGUCAGAGACACAUGGAGGCAGAGAAUUCUUCUGAUAUUCAUCAUCAUCAUCAUCAUCCAGGGCUUGGACUUGGAUUGCUGCCUUGUGAUGGAGGGUCGGGGUUGAAGGAGUUGAUGAUGGGAAGUACUUCUUCUUCUGUGUUUGGUCCUAAACAUGCCACACUCGACUUCCUCGGGCUAGGAAUGGCUGCCGUAGGAGCUGGCCCGAGCAGCGGGGGGCUCUCGGCUCUGAUUACAUCGAUAGGCGGGGGGCUUGAUGUAGCUGCUUCUUUUGGUGCUGGAGAAUUUGGUGGCAAAGACAUUGGUAGUAGCUCGUGAGAUUAGUAGACCUAGUUUUUUUUUUUUUUUUUUGUUGUGUUUAGAGAUUAGAGGAACUCUCUUAAGAUGCAUAUUGUACAGCACUACUAUAUGAUGUAUAUGGGUAUUAGGGCCAAGCAGAAUCCGAACAUGGAAUCAAAAUGCUUUGUUUUGGUAUGAAAAUUUGUUCUCAUUGAAGACCAACAGCUUGAUUGUUCUUUUCCAAUGUGCAUUUGUGCUGCCGUUAUUGUUCUAAGAAGUGUUGUUAAGGUUUGUGCCUUGACAGAUGCGUAUACAAUUAAAUGUAAUCAGUGUGUCAUGAUUUCAUCUAAGAUGGGUUUGGUAUUUUGAAGAUAAAUACAUUAAAUUAACCU